CUCUGAUGCUGUUUCCAGAGAGACGCAGGGGUGUUCCUCAACUGAAGAGCUGUAUCGGUCUGAUUCAGAGGGUUCAGACAGUGCGAUGGAAGAAGAGAGAACCUUGCUGCCUGGGGAAAAUCUGCAAACAGUUUCUCUGCACUUCCAGGUAGAUGUCCAUGCAGAACAGCAACGUGCUACCAAUAAUUGCUCUGAAGGUGAACUGGAAGCUUCACACUUGCAGCAGGCCAAGGGGGAUGGGGCUCUGGAGCUGGACAGUAAACCCCUGGAGGUGCCACCAAAUGGGGAGAAUGGGAUUGAAGACAGUAGAGUUGCGCACGACUCAGAUCAGGAAGCUUCAUCCCAGAAGCCCUCUCAGAACAUUGCAGUGCAGACUGACUUCAAGACUGCUGAUCUGGAGGUGAGCACAGAUCAAGAUAUUGAAAAGAACUUGGGCAAAAUGAUGUCUGAAAGGGCCUUGUUGAAGGAACGUUACCAGGAAGUGCUAGACAAACAGAGGCAGGUGGAGAAUCAACUCCAGGUGCAGCUCAAGCAGCUCCAGCAACGAAGGGAAGAAGAGAUGAAGAAUCACCAGGAGAUCCUGAAGGCCAUUCAGGAUGUGACGAUCAAACGAGAAGAGACCAAGAAGAAGAUGGAGAAAGAGAAGAAAGAAUUCUUGCAAAAGGAGCAGGAUCUGAAAGCCGAAAUUGAGAAGCUCUGCGAGAAAGGCAGAAGGUUACUGAAGGAACAGGAGGAGAAGGAAAAUAAAAUUGUUUCUCUAAUCGCAGAGCAGUCUGAUGAAAAGGAGGUAUGGGAGAUGGAACUAGAUAAGCUGAAGAACCAGCACAAUGAGAUCAAUAGGAACAUCCUGGAGGAAACAGAAAGGGCUUGGAAAGCAGAGAUAUUGUCUUUGGAGAGCCGGAAGGAGCUGCUGGUUCUGAAACUAGAAGAAGCCGAAAAAGAGGCGGAGCUACACCUCACCUACCUCAAGUCAGCACCACCCACGCUGGAGACCAUACGACCCAAGCAGGAGUGGGAAAUGAGGCUGAACAGGAUUCGAAUGACCAAAGAAAGUGUCCGGGACCAGUUCAAUGGUCACAUUCAGCUGGUGAGGAAUGGAGCAAAGCUGAGCAGCUUGCCACAGAUCCCAACUCCCACCCUGCCACCACCCCCAUCAGAGACAGAGUUCAUGAUGCCGGCAUUUCAGGCCAAUCCAUCCCGUACCCCCAGGCCCCCGUUCACCAUUGGGCCGGUCCCAGUUCCCAUGGUCAUGCCCAGUGCUGAUCCUCGGGCGCUCUCCUUCCCGCUCCUUAAUCCUGUCAUCUCCAGGCCUAAUCAGCCCUCACCCCCUCUGCCUGCUUCCCAAGGGAGGAACAGCCCCGUAUUGGCAUCUCUUGUCAGCACCCAUGGCCCUCACGUGACAUCUGCUGCCUCUAUCCCGCCUCCGCCAGGGCUCGGAGGAGUCAAGGGUGCUCAUGAGUUUCACAGGCCACAGCCAGUCGAUAAGCUGGAAAAGAUCCUGGAGAAGCUCUUGGCUCGAUUUCCCCAGUGUAACAAGGCCCAGCUGACGAACAUACUGCAGCAGAUCAAGACAGCGAGGAGAACCAUGGCAGGGCUGACCAUGGAAGAGCUGAAUCAGCUGGUAGCAGCAAAGCUGGCCGAGCAUCAGGGCGCAGCAGUGGGUUCUCAGUCACUUGGCCGAAUCAGGGCCCCCAUGUUUCCUGCUCCUCUGCCCCAGAUCAGCACCCCUAUGUUCCUGCCACCGGCUCAGGUGUCUUACCCAGGGACACCAUCACAUGCCCCCGCUACCUGUAAGCUGUGUCUAAUGUGCCAGAAACUCGUGCAGCCCAGCGAGCUCCACCCGAUGGCCUGUUCUCACGUGCUCCACAAGGAGGUGUCUCUCUGCCCUAUCCACAGGGAGAGACUCUGUUCCUCAUGUGCUUAGCUCCUUGGAUGAAAGGACUAUCCUGAUAGGGGCUGGGCCUCGUGAGCUCCAGACAUGAUGCCAUUUCUCUCCCACACCCGUCUAGGCCAUAGCACUUCCUGCUCCAGUGGGAGAAGGCACGGGCAGCUCACAAAAUGACUUUUCUAUAGUAGUGUCACUUCAUAGUACCUCCUCCCUUAGGUUAAAACAGACAAACUACCUGUAGCCAAAGGGACCCCACCACCAAACAGAGGGUGAACGUUGCACAUGGCGUCAAAGGGUGAAUGCAGUCUGGGGGGGACGCACACACGGCAGCAUCCUACACGCAUAAUUGCAGCCCAGCACGUGGAGCUGGCCUCACUUAGCAUGCUAUAGAAGGUGCUUGAAGCUACCAUUAAAUUGGCCAUUCUCCGGUGAAGUGAACAGCAACAAUGCAAGCUUCCCUCCUCCAUCCUGCUACACACUCAACCCUACCUUCAUGCUUUGUUCAGUCUUUGGCCUCUGCUGAGCCCUACCACUGGUCGGUUUGUACCGUAGACACCUUUCCCUGCGCUGAACCAGGUUGCUCCUCUCAGGAGCCCCAGCCUGCCUCACAGCUACUGCUGGCCUGCGCCAGAUUUAAGAUGAGGAGCCAGGUUUCCUAUCUCACUAGUGGAGCUGGCUGAACAGUGCCAAGCACGUCCUGCCCAUAUUCAAACGUUGGAACAAACUACCCUAGCUGAGUCACUUGUCUUUGCUUUCUGCAGUUGUGCUACUCGGGGGGAUUGCUGGCAACAGCAACUUCAAAUUUUAGUUCUAAAAUCUGAGAGUUAAUGAUCAUCCAGGUGUGGAUGGAAAUGAACUAAAUUAUUCUGCCUAGCGCUGCUGCACUGUUAAAUACCUGAACUGAGCAGCAGUCCAGGGGUCAUUGGAGAAAUUAAGCAAAUAAUUUCAGCCUAUGAAUACAUAUGAGAAAAGCAUGAGCUGUUAGUGGAAUUUGUGUUGCAGUGGAAUGGGUCAGAGGUUCUCCCUCACCCUACCCCAUUCCUGACCUGUGAGCCAUCCCCACCUGUUGAGAAUGUACAGAGGGGAAUGCUGAACUGAUAACUAGAACUCCGCACCCUUGUUACCCAAUGUGCUUGCUUCCACUAUGACCUUUGUCUCUUCCCAUGGUAUGCGGGACGUCUGGGCUCCAUAACAAUGUCAGUGAAUCUCGCUGAGUUCUCCACUCAAGUCAGGAACUUCCCAUACCUGCCCUAACCCUAAAGAGUCCUCAGCAGCUCAGACCCCUCCACCACCCUCCCCCCAUCCUUCCUUGCACUCUGAGUUGCCCCCCAGACAAUGAGCAGGGGCUGAACACAAGGCUUUUCUGUUUAAUGUAAUAAUUUACUGUGUAA
Messenger RNA from Gopherus flavomarginatus (Mexican gopher tortoise), 3279 nucleotides. It is a transcript of the gene RNF214, whose product is annotated as ring finger protein 214. The record is from RefSeq and is a predicted model, not a curated record. Gene Ontology annotation, molecular function: ubiquitin-protein transferase activity. Bases 86 to 1924 code for a protein of 612 amino acids. The transcript is spliced from 14 exons. Lineage: Eukaryota; Metazoa; Chordata; Testudines; Testudinidae.